AUGGCAUCUGAAGCACCACCUACUGGUCCUGGUCGUGGCGUUAGUCAACUAUAUCCAACAGCUUCAGUGGCAGGCAGAGAAUCACAAGCACCAUCCGCUUCCGCCUCUACUCGGAGUGUUAGCCCGCUCCAUCCAUCUCCUAGCCGCUCUCCAUCUCAGGCACCAAAGGCCCUUUCUAAAGCACCAUCUUCAACUGGUCAAAUUCAGUCUCAUCGGCCAACUAUGAGACCUUCUCAAGCUCCAAGUAUUGAAGGUUCAUCGCAGGCUACAUAUACUCAACCAACAAUAAGACCCUCUCACGCUGCAACUUUAAGAGCCGCAUCUCAAGCUCCAUCACACCAAACGUCUAUGAGACCUUCACAUGCAGCAAAUCUCAGAGGUCAAUCUAAGGCUCCAUCUUCUUACACAGCAUCUCGUAGUCCAAUCAACUACACCGCCACAUCCCCUCAAACCCUAGGCCGUGGACCCUCCUUGAAGCCAUUCGACAGUACCACUGAGCUCCAACGUGAUGUUUCUCGGCAACCAACAAUAAUGUUGCAAACCCCAUCCAACCGCCAAACAUAUCUCCAACGCGACCCCAGCAUUUCCCAACCCACACUUCUCAACCGAGACCAAUCUCAGAUGCUCUCAUCCAUGACCACCAUCAAAGAAGUGAGUAUCGGCCCCUCCAAAGCCCCAGAAAACAUAUCCAGCACCCGCAGUAUCCUCCACACACCCCUCGACAUCCAAAUGGCCAGUCGGCAACCCACCAUCAACAACAUGAAAGGCGCCGAGCGCGAGGAACAAGAAUCCUGGGCCCUGGGAAAACUCGUAAAAUUGAGUACUGGAUGUCCGCAGAACUAUGGAUGGUCCCGAAGAAGUGAUGGAUAUAUAUGUGAUGGGGGAAGUCACUAUAUUACGGAUUUGUUGCUUGCGGAGGGAUUGGGUGGCAUGUUUGUGAUGAAGAAUAAACAUGAGUGGCAGGAUAGAAGUCAGGGUCCGUAUUAUUGGGUGGGGAAAAAUGCGGAGGGGAAGAAUCUCUUUUCGAAGAAUAAGGAUGCUAAGGUUGUUUAG
Molecule: messenger RNA, 1053 nt
Organism: Botrytis porri
Lineage: Eukaryota; Fungi; Ascomycota; Leotiomycetes; Helotiales; Sclerotiniaceae
Exons: 1
Coding region: 1-1053 (350 amino acids)
Source: RefSeq, a predicted model, not a curated record